AUGAGUUCAUUUAAUUCUAACCCAAAUCCGGCGAAUACUCAAAACUUGUCCAGUUUUCAAUUCCAACCCCCUAAAGAAGACGUUAUAUUUGAUCCACAUCAAAUGCUGCUAUCGGUACCGCAGCUGAGGUAUUACGCUUCAUCAUUGAUGCAACAACCGCAACAACAGCAACCACAAUCGCAAGCUUCUCAGCAGCAGCAACAACAACAACAACAACAACAACAACCGUUCUUGAUGAACAUACCUCCAGCAUUUACCCAAUCUCAACCUCAACAAAUGGUUUAUGCCAUGCCACCACUUCAAACCCAACAAUCGUCUUCAUCAACAGCAACAACAAAUAAUGUAGUUCCAUCUCACCAUUUCAAUCAACAGCAACAGCUGCAACAAUACCAACAAUUGCAACCCCAACAGAAUAAUAUGCAGUUUUUUGAUAACGCCAUACCUAAUUAUUUAAUUAUGAAUCAAACUAUAUCCCCAAGUCAAACACAAACAACUACUCAACCAAAUGUUCCUUACUACAAUUAUUCUACCCAACCCCAGUUACAACUGGCUCAACCCAUACCACAUAGUCAACCACAACCACAGCCACAACCACAACCAACACAACAAAGAUCCAAUAGAAGUAGACCGCAAUCAAGCUUUUCUAAACCUAGAGGUAGCAGGUCAACUGGGAUCAAAAAACAGUCACCAAUCACACUGGGCAGUACUGGUACUGGCCCUGCUCGAAAUACUGGUGCAGGUAUAACAGCAAUUGCUAAUAGCACUAUCAGCACUAACAAUAACAACAAAUUGUCUGUUUCCGCACCAGUAAAUGUAAUAUAUGCCAAUCUUCCUGAGAGACUUCAACAAGUAUUACCGGCACCGCCGUUAUCACGCGCACCCGUAAGGCCUGAUGUAACGGUCAAUUUGACAUCAAAACGAGCCAAAAGAAAAUCGAAAUUCACUCCAGAACAAGAUGACAUGAUUGUUAGUUUGAAGAAAAAGGGGAAAUCAUGGGUGGAAAUUGCCGAAAUCACUGGUGUGGGAUCAUAUUUAGCUGCACGGAAUCGUUUUCAAGUUAUUGUGGGUCAACAAGGAAAUAACAAUUCAAGUGCUUGGGAUAAUACUGAUAAAUUGUUUUUAAAUCAAUUAUUGGAUGCUGGAGAAAUAGAAAAAUGGAGAUUUAUAUGCUGUGAAUUGAAUAAACUGACCAAUAAAAAUUUCACCGAUUAUGAAUGUCGAGAAAUGAUUCGUCAGUUGUUUUGGAUGAAUCCUGCUAGUUUUGGAGUUAAUGAGGAGACUAUUAUUGAGUCCCAAAAGGAAAAGAAAUUGACUGAGAAAACAAUUGAACAACGUGAGCAACAACGUAAAAAGAGAGCUUCUGCUAGUCAUUCUUCCCCUGAUUCAGCUUCCGUGAAUACUACUGCUACUACUACUACUACUACUACUACUACUACUAAUAAUAAUAAUAAUCUUCAACCUGAAGUUAAAUAUAUUGAUCCUCAGUAUAAAAAUUAUCAAAACCAAUUGAUGCCAAGUCAGAAUACUGGAUCUAAUGCUACCAAGAUUUCCUCAACUACACCACCACCCCCACCACAAUCAUUACUGAAUAAUAUCAAUACGAUCAAUAAAAAUAUUGCAUCGUCAUCACUUGGUAAUGCAUCUUUUCCUCAAGAACAACAAUCAUUACAUUCAAACCAACAUCAUCAUAACCAGCAUCACCAACAUCCACUUCUCCAUCAUCAUCAAUACCAGCAGCAAUCUUCAUUACCUCCACCAACAACUAUCUCAUCUACAAUUCCCACAUCUUCACUUAGCAUGCAACAACAGCAACAGCAACAACAACAACAACAACAACAACAACAACAGUUGUAUAAUAAACAAUUUUACUAA
Candida dubliniensis CD36 is the source of this 1872-nucleotide messenger RNA. It is a transcript of the gene AAF1, whose product is annotated as C2H2-type transcription factor AAF1. The coding region runs from base 1 to 1872 and encodes 623 amino acids. Lineage: Eukaryota; Fungi; Ascomycota; Pichiomycetes; Serinales; Debaryomycetaceae. The record is from RefSeq and is a predicted model, not a curated record. The transcript has a single exon.